This is a messenger RNA of Aureobasidium musti, 933 nucleotides long. NCBI's taxonomy places the organism in Eukaryota, Fungi, Ascomycota, Dothideomycetes, Dothideales, Saccotheciaceae. The record is from the annotation of a GenBank genome assembly.
AUGGCUUCCUGGAUCUCAAAUAUGCGUGGUUUUGGCCGCCAAAGCAACAAGACGCAGCAAAACAAGAACGGCACUCCUUCACCCACCAUGCAGAGUCCAGCAAGCCUGACUCCCGGUUCCUCACAACAAAUGCCUCUGUCGCCAGGCCUCUCAGCCACUGCCAUGUCCUUCGAGAACAGAGAACCCAGCGCCGAGAACCUCAGCAACCAGCGACCGCCAUUCUUCUUCCGCGAGCAGUAUGCCAACCUGAUCGUCAAGGGCAACUUCAUGACCCUUGCAGCCAAGCCGGUACUGAUUGAGGAGGGUGAAUGGAUGGCACAUCAGAACGGCAUGCUCAAGAUCAUCCAAGAAGCCGACCGCAACACCGGCGUCCCAAUCUGCAACCAACAGACCUGUCCGGCCAUGAGCGCUGGCGCCAUGACCUACACCUGGCUCGAUGCCAAACGCGAGAGCGUCCGCGUCCCCGCACCGCAAUAUAUCUCCUACGUCCAGAAAUGGAUCGCUGGCAAGAUCACAGACCCCAGCAUCUUCCCAACAGAUACCUUCAUCAGUGCCCCACCAGCGCUGUCCUCUUCAGAUCCCAACAACUGGCUGGGCAAGGCAUCAGGCUUCCCUCCUCAGUUUGCAAACGACAUCCGCAACAUUUACAGACAAAUGUUGCGUUGCUACGCACACAUCUACCACGCCCAUUGGCUUGAGUUCUGGCAUCUGGGUGCCUACAAGGAGCUCAACACCUGUUUCAUCCAUUUCGUAAACGUCGGAAGAUUGUUUGGACUGUUGGGAGACAAGGAGUUGGAGCCAAUGGCCCCUCUUCUCGACAUCUGGCUUGAGAAGGGCUGGAUGGCCNCUCGUCCCACCAGCUCAGGCGGCAUGAGCACAAAGUCGGCCAACCCACCUCAGCAGCAACAGCAGCAACAGUCCAUGAACGCUUAG